AUGUCGGGUCAGUCGAGUGCCUCAUCACCCCUUAUAUCGACCCGGCGCCGCGCCUGUACUGCGUGUCAGCAAGCAAAGCGCCGCUGCGACCAACGGCUUCCCCGGUGCGGCCGGUGCACCCAAAAGGGGUUCGAAGACUGCAAUUACCCGUCACUGGAAGCCGCCGUGGCAGCGGCGGACUUCAACUUCUUCACAGACGUCCUAAGCGGCUCCGCGGGCACGCCGACUGACUCCCUUCACAAUAUCAUGCCCGUCCCCGUUGUCCCUGAGACUGACAACUCGUGGGCCCUAUACUACAACAACGCCUCGGCGGCCGUGCCAACACCGUCACCUUCUCUCAUGGCGCCUACCAGCGACUAUCUAUCACGAGACGCAGUCAUGUACUGCAGCGAACAGUUUCGGUCCUAUCCUCGGCGGUGGGUGAGCCAGAACGGUGUCGCCCCCUUUAUCCACCCGGCGCUCUAUCUGCCCACCACGAACGGGGCCGACGGCCUGCCUCCCGUGCUCCAGGACUGUUUCUGCGCGUGCGCGGCGUACGCCGCCAAAAACGACGAGAACGCGGCGCUGGUCCUCGGCGUCGUGGAAGCAAAAGCCACAGCGCUGCUCUACGUCCCCGAGCAGGCGGCGUGGACAUUGCCACAGCAGGUUGCCUCGUUACAGGCGCUGGUCAUGUACCAGAUCAUGCGCUGGUUCGACGGCGACAUCCGCCAGCGCGUCCUCGCGGACUCUGUCGAGCCGUUACUGGCAACGUGGACGUCGGCACUCCAAACCCGCGUCGGGACCGGCGUCUUCUCGGCCGAAGAAGCCAUGCCGUCGUCGUCUACCGUCAUGUCGGACUCGCACAUCCCGCCGCAGCAUCAGCAGCCCUCUUCGUCGGCGGGAUCGUACCCGCAACACGACCUCUCGCCGGAUCACUCGCGCUCCAAUACCCCCGGCGCCCGCCUCACAAAGGAGGAGCUCAACGCCGCCUGGCGGCGGUGGUUGAUGGCGGAAUCGAUCCGACGGGUACUCGCCAUGGCGCAUCUCGUUAGGGCGGUGUACUCCACUGCGAAACAGGGCGGCGGCGGCGGUGGUAGUGGCGGAUACGGCAGCAAACUCGGCGGUGCGGGGACAGGAGGAGGAGGGCCCGGACAACCACAGCAACAUCACGCCAGCGGCGGCGGUGGAGGAGGAGGAGGUGGUGGUGGCGGCGGCGGUGGCCAUCAGCUCCCACAUCAUCAUCACCACCCUCUCGGUCUCGCGGACAUGAGCUUCACAGCACAGGCGCGUCUGUGGGCCGCCACCACGGCGGAGCGGUGGAACCGGUCCCGGGAAGGCGAUACAGCGUGGUGGGUUGGGCGGAUGGACUUUUCGGGCCUGCUGGCGCUGGCGGACCCGAGGGAGGUGGAUGAGUUUACCGUCAUGAUGGGCGUUGUGUUUCGCGGCAAGGAUACGAUUGAGGAUUGGGUUACGCAUGGGCCCGGGGGUAUGUGA
Colletotrichum scovillei is the source of this 1473-nucleotide messenger RNA. RefSeq lists its product as uncharacterized. Gene Ontology annotation, biological process: regulation of DNA-templated transcription. Gene Ontology annotation, molecular function: DNA-binding transcription factor activity, RNA polymerase II-specific; zinc ion binding. Lineage: Eukaryota; Fungi; Ascomycota; Sordariomycetes; Glomerellales; Glomerellaceae. The transcript has a single exon. The record is from RefSeq and is a predicted model, not a curated record. Bases 1 to 1473 code for a protein of 490 amino acids.